AAUGAGAUUCGAGUACAUCACUACGAUGCCGAGGCGAACGCACGUACCGCGCGAUCCGAAUUCGAAUUUUAAAAUUUAAAUUUGUAAACUCGUGUGUGUUUGUGGACAGUGUUAGACAAACUUUUUUUAAAUAUUUGUGCAAUGGAGUCAGAGUUAGGUACGCAGACUAAAAAAAAAGCGCCAAAACCGUUUUCGAUAGAAUCUAUUAUCGGUGAUAGAAAAUCUCCUGAAAUAGACAUAGAAAAUAACAUUUCGGAGAGUUCCAGACUUUCGGAGGAAGAUGACAGUGAACGAUCAGAGAGAUUUAACAGGAUGCGAUGUUAUUUUAACGCGCCGUUUUUGCAACAAAAUGUUAAUUUUCCAUUUUUGUUGGGCUAUCCUGAACCGUGGUUGUCAAGGGUGUUCGGCGCUGUUCCACCACAGAUAACGCAGGAGAAUAGAGAUGAAGAGAAGAGGGACAGUCCUGUCAGUGUUGGGAGUGAGUUGGAAAGUGAUGGGGCCGAAGAUAAUGCACAGGGUAACGACUCAGAGGCUGGAGAAGAAGAUGGAACAGACACCCCCAGGGAAAAUAAGUCUAGAAGAAGACGCACAGCCUUCACGUCGGAGCAGUUACUCGAGCUGGAGCGAGAGUUCCACGCAAAGAAGUACCUCAGUCUCACAGAACGAUCGCAGAUAGCUUCCGCGCUUAAAUUGAGCGAAGUGCAGGUGAAAAUAUGGUUCCAAAAUCGCCGAGCGAAAUGGAAACGAGUGAAAGCGGGCCUUGCAUCAGGUAGUCACUCUGGCGGCAAAAGUACUGGCACCAAAAUAGUGGUACCCAUUCCCGUCCACGUAAACAGAUUUGCCGUCAGAACACAACACCAUCAAAUGGAGAAGCAAAUGCAAUACCGACUCGACAGAACCCAGCCUUUACCCGGCAGUUUACUGCAAUCACAGACUUCAGCGUUCCUCUCUGCAACAAAAACCGACAAUCGCCAAGAACCGGUAAACCGGAGCACUCUAAGUCGCAACACUAUUUAUGACGCGUCCAGGUUAAUGACACCGGCCGUUAAUUUGAGACAUUACGCGAACCAGAAUAUCCAAAAUGGCCGACACAGUUAAUUUUAAGUUAGCUAUAGUUCUAGUGUAAGUAACAUUUAGUGCUAAUUUAAUUGUAUACAAAUCCAACACAUCCAAGGGCUUACAAAAUAGGACGCUUUCCAUGUUCAUUCUAGCACUCAACAUUUUAUUGGGUUCGACUAUAAUUACCGUUGAUACUUGGUUGAUACCGAAACUUUUUAUUCAACAUUUUCGAAAUCAGCUUUUAAUUAAUCAAAAAGACACCACAAAUAUUAAAAGACAUGUAUAAGAAUCGGAAGCAAAAGAAGUAAACAAGAACCUAUCUUAUUUUUUUCUUUCUCUUUCGAUGAGUGGAUUUGUUUUUGAGAUUUGUGUACAAGCAAACUAGUAUCAUUACCUAAAGUAUAUUUGUAUUAUAAAAAUUAUCAUUAAAAAAUGUGUGAUAAAAACAUA
Messenger RNA from Bicyclus anynana (squinting bush brown), 1509 nucleotides. Its product is annotated as homeobox protein GBX-1. Gene Ontology annotation, biological process: regulation of transcription by RNA polymerase II; regulation of nervous system development. Gene Ontology annotation, cellular component: nucleus. The record is from RefSeq and is a predicted model, not a curated record. The coding region runs from base 142 to 1098 and encodes 318 amino acids. NCBI's taxonomy places the organism in Eukaryota, Metazoa, Arthropoda, Insecta, Lepidoptera, Nymphalidae. Gene Ontology annotation, molecular function: DNA-binding transcription factor activity, RNA polymerase II-specific; RNA polymerase II transcription regulatory region sequence-specific DNA binding. The transcript is spliced from 3 exons.